Messenger RNA from Tribolium madens (black flour beetle), 1784 nucleotides. Its product is annotated as lipoyltransferase 1, mitochondrial. The record is from RefSeq and is a predicted model, not a curated record. Gene Ontology annotation, biological process: protein lipoylation. The transcript is spliced from 3 exons. The coding region runs from base 151 to 1320 and encodes 389 amino acids. Gene Ontology annotation, cellular component: cytoplasm; mitochondrion. Gene Ontology annotation, molecular function: lipoyltransferase activity. NCBI's taxonomy places the organism in Eukaryota, Metazoa, Arthropoda, Insecta, Coleoptera, Tenebrionidae.
CCUUGCACCAAACCUGGAAGUGGCUGCACCAAACCAUCACCGUCCACGAGUACCUCAUCGCCCUGACAGCGUCCCAUAAAAACGUUUUUAUGCGAUACGAAGCAACCUGUUAGAGACAUUCAGGGCACAACAUUUAAACCGCGUCCCAAAAUGGCACUAGUGCAACGCAAAUUCGUUAUGAGUGCGAUUCUCUCGCGUUUCGCUCGCGCUUAUUCCACCCCAGUCCAAGAAAAAGACAUUAAAAAAUCAGUAUUUAUCUCGCAAUCCAAAGACAUUUUCACUAAUUUAGCCCUCGAGGAUUGGUUGUACCGAAAUUUCGAUUUUACCAACCACCAUGUCUUAAUGCUCUGGCAAAACGACCCCUGCGUCGUUAUCGGCAGACACCAAAACCCAUGGCUUGAAGCCAACGUUCCAAGUCUCAGUUCUAUCACCGAACAAGGGGUCCCACUCGCUAGACGCAACAGCGGCGGAGGCACGGUCUUCCACGACCAAGGCAACCUCAAUAUGACCUUCUUCACCUCCAGGAAUCACUACAACAGGAAGUACAACCUUGAAGUCAUCACCAGAGCCCUUUUCAGGGAGUACGGACUCAAACUACAGAUCAGUCCCAGAGAUGACCUUACUUUACGCAAUUGCAAAGUUUCCGGCACUGCGGCGAAAUUGGGGUGUCCUAGCGCCUACCACCACUGCACCCUUUUGGUGAACACCAACAAGGUGCACCUGAGUGAGGCCCUGCAGCGCUUGGACGUGGGCAUCGAAACGAACGCAACAAAAUCCACCAAAUCGAAGAUCCUCAACUUGUGUGAGGAAAACCCGAAGAUCAAGGUUCCGGCUUUGUACAAAGUGAUGGGUUGGGAGUACUUGCGCACCCAUGCUUUAUCGGUCAAAGACGGCGGGAUGGAGUUGGCCAACCAGCAAAAGGGCUUCCAAAUGGUGAACCCCACCGAGAAGUGGUUCCCAGGGAUUGAGGAGAUUCGGGACAAUUUGCAAGGUUGGGAAUGGCGUUUCGGGAAAACCCCAAAGUUUACAAUCAGUCGCUCGUUUACGGUCCCGGAGCAUUUGAUAAGUCAGGAUGUGCCGGAUGAUUUAAAGGUCACGAUGGUGGUGGAGGGGGGUAAAAUCAGCGAUGUGAAUUUGUAUGUUCCACCCGGUUUGGUCGCAAACGGUUUCAGUGGUAAUGUUAAUGUUAUAACUAAUCUUAUUGGGCACAAAUUUUCUGAGGAAGCAUUAGAUAACCUGGAAUGGUCUCUCGGGGCUCUUGUUAAUGACAAAGAUAAGUUUGUUACUGAUUGUGUUAAGCAAGUUAUGCAGUCGGUAUGACAGAAAGAUGAUUAAUUAUCUCUUCUGGCCGAAAUAUGUUCCUAAUAUUUUCCUCAGCUAGUGCCAUUUUUCUUUUAAUUAAAUUAUCAUCACAUAUUUUUAACUGGUAGAUAAUUGUGUUAUUUUCUGAUAUUCGUUAUAUUUAGAUUAAGUUCAAAACCGUUUCAACAACGGUCAACAAGAAUUAAUCAUAUCAUUGUUAACUUACAUUAUUAAUAAUUGACUAAUUUUUUUUUCGUUUCUUAUUAGAAUGGAGCGGAUGCGGAGCCUGAAUUUUGUAAAUAAAUUUAGUUAAGUAUUUUCUUUAGUUAGCCAGCUUUUUCCUUAUUUACUGCUUGUUUAAUUUUUCUGCAUUUUUGUGUUAAGAUGUUGUGCCUUCAAAUAUGUAGAUUUAAUACUUUUAGUGAUAAUAAUAAGUUAUGUAAUUAUAUCUUUGGAUAAUAAAUGAACUUUUUGAAAGGUAA